Messenger RNA from Oncorhynchus nerka (sockeye salmon), 4972 nucleotides. RefSeq names its product chromobox protein homolog 8-like. Gene Ontology annotation, biological process: negative regulation of transcription by RNA polymerase II. The coding region runs from base 275 to 1621 and encodes 448 amino acids. Gene Ontology annotation, cellular component: PRC1 complex. The record is from RefSeq and is a predicted model, not a curated record. Lineage: Eukaryota; Metazoa; Chordata; Actinopteri; Salmoniformes; Salmonidae. The transcript has 7 exons.
UACCAGAGUCAGAGGGAGCGCGCUUGACUGAAGCACGCGCCAGGCAGUGAUGUGUCGCAGAUUUUUAAAACUCAGAAAGAGAACCUAAAAUACCGCUCAACUAUCUAAUACUUGCAUGUGAGUACGUGAUAAAGACUCCAAGAAUAGAACAUGUUUGUAGAGUAGGUAAAAAGCUUGUUUUAGCCGCUGCAGUGAGUUGGGGGAUUUGUCUUGGAAAGAACGAGAAACAAUCCGCGUUCCCUGUUUUGAGCGUGCGACUAGCAGCCUAGGAGCGAUGGAACUGUCAUCUAUAGGCGAACAAGUGUUUGCAGUUGAAUCAAUAACCAAGAAGAGAGUCAGAAAGGGUAAUGUGGAAUACUUAUUGAAGUGGCAGGGAUGGCCACCAAAUACACUGACAGGAGAACUGGCAACCACCGUACGCCAUUUGGUGCAUUUUCGUAAUGUGAAGAGUCCGUCCAGAUCCAGCGUUAAUCCGAUUCCGCACGCAUCUAAAACUGAAGGGUACAGCACCUGGGAACCAGAGGACCACAUACUGGACCCACGCCUGGUGCUGGCUUAUGAAGAGAAGGAGGAGAAGGACCGAGCCCUGGCAUACCGCAGGAAAGGACUCAGACCACGGAGACUCGUCUUGCGGUCUUCUCUUCUCCUACAGAAUAUCUAUGCCAUGGACCUCCGUAGUGCACACAAAGUCCCAGAUACCCCUCGUCUGCGCCUCUCCCUUACCCGCUCCAUGGGCUCUGAGCUGGACCAGGGCAGUCUGCCAUACAGGGCGGGGGAGGGAGGGAGCGUCUACCGCCGCCUGGCAAGACGCAAGAACAAGCAGAGGGUGUCCAAACCUGUGUCUGACAACAAUUCCCUCCAACCACUGACCCGCAUACAGGACCCCAUGGAGCAUGAAUGGCAAGGCGCAGAGGAGAGACCGGAAUCAGAGUUAACAACAGACACACGGCAUAGCCGGUCAGAGUGCAGCUCUCCCAUGAUGGAGCAGGAAGUGGAGGAGCCGACUGACAGAGUGGAGAGUUGUGGUUCUGCACUGGGCUCUGGAGAUGAGACAUUGGGGGGCGGGGCCUUGUUGAGGGUGACAGGGGCAUGGUACAGGUCAGAGGGUAGGAACUCUGAAACUGGACAGGAACAUAUAGAUAGGACUGACCAAUCAGAGAGCUGUGUUUCUGCAGAGGGACCAAAAGACAACAUUAGCAAUAGGUUGGUGGACAGUGACACAGAAGUGGAAUUGGGGACAGAUACCUUGAUUGACAUGGUAGAAAGGUUAGGCACAGCUAAUGUUAUUGAGAGGGUAGAGGGGUUGGGGACAGAUUAUUUUAUUGACAGGGUAGAGGAGAUGGGGGGACAUAUUCUGAUUGACAGGGAUAGCACUUCAGUGGUGGAUGUUGGAGAUGAAACCGUGGCUGAUGGUUCUGUGGUCUGUACCGAUGUUGAGGUUGCAGAGGAAGUGGUGGAGAAUUACACAAAACAGCAAGGUGAAGAGGUUGUGACACAGUGUCCAGACAGUAGUGGCGCAGAAGUGAAUCCUGGCAAAGUGAUUGUGACCGAUGUGACUAUCAACUCUUUGACCGUAACUUUCAAAGAGGCCCUGGCAGCUGAAGGGUUUUUUAAGAGCUGAAGGACAGAGUUCUGAGAGAGGAUUAGAGAACAUGUUAGGGGGUUAUACAUGAAAUGCAGCCCAUAUGUUGAAUUUACCACUUCGGAACAUGUUUAGAUAAACAGCCACAAUAUAAUUUGUCAUUAAAGAUGUUUACAAAGCCUAUGAAAAUAUAUUGAUACCAAUUACUAGGGUUUUGGUGAGGUAUUGUACCUUAGAGAAUUGGGUGGUAAUUUUCACAUUGUGUUUGGUUCUGGAAGAAGAUUAGUAAGAGAGGAUGAGGGAGAGAGCAGUUGACUCCUGAAUGUCAUAUUUAUAACAUUACUACUUCUCCAACGUCUCUUAUUCCAGGAGGCUCAUUUCGGUUGCUCUUUUUUCUAACGCUUUUGUAUUGUCGUCUGUCUUCCUCAGUAUUAACAGUAAGUUCUGCAUGUCCUGUAUGUCAUGCACACCCUUGUCCUCCAUUCGAUUUGUUAGUUUGAUUUCUAUAACAAAGAAAUAGAAAGGAGAGAAGGAAUGCCUGGAGGGAUAGAAGUUUAGCGUUGAAGUAUUGUUUUUCUUUAUUUUACUUCUCAAAUUUAAAGAGCCUACCUGAAUCUAUUUUUGUAUUACCAUUUGAUAGUCCACCCCUCUUGCUAAGCCUUUGUGCAUUUCUAAAGAGGGGAUAUCAAUUUACACCACUCAUUCCCAAAUGUGUUUUUUAGGUCUCAUUUCAUUUACUCCUUUUUCUAACGCUUUUGUAUAAAGUCAACUGUCUUCCUCAGUAUUUACAGUAAGUUCUGCAUGUCUCAUGUCAAUCACGCACAGCCUUGUCCUUCAUUUCAUUUAAUAUGUUUAUUUCUAUGACAAAAAUAGAAAGGAAAGAAGGAAUUCCUAAAAGGAUAGAAGUUCAGCAUUUCAAGAUGAAGGCUGGCUACGUUGAAGUAUUGUUUUUACUUCCAGGUAAAACAAAACAAAAAGGCAUAUUCUUGUAUUACCAAUUGAUAGUCCACCCCUCUCACGAAGCCUUUGUGCAUUUCUAAAGAGGAGAUAUCAGUUUACACCAUUGUUGCAGUAGGAAAUGUGCAAAUUGAAGCAAAUGUUCUCGGUUGUAUUUAUCGCAUGUCACAUGUAAAAGCUAAAUGAAAUGUCACGUGUUGAAAAAUGUAUCUUUGGUCACAAUGACAUGUCAAAUGUCUUCUCUAUACCAUAUGCCUAGAAAUACAGUGUAAAAUCUACUUGUGUUUGAGAUUCAUAUAACAGGAUGGAUAUUACCUCAACAUUUUAGCAUGGAAUAAAACAUGUUAGCAGUAACAGAAGUGUCCUCACUGGUCCAUUUUAGCAGCCGUUUUGGAAAUGCAUUUGCAGCAACUUUUGCCUCUUAUCACCACUAGGGGUCAGUCUCCUUAGGGAACCAAGUACAGUGGGGAGGACAAGUAUUUGAUACACUGCCGAUUUUGCAGCGCAUACUUACAAAGCAUGUAGAGGUUUGUAAUUUUUAUCAUAGGUACACCUCAACUGUGAGACGAAAUCUAAAACAAAAAUCCAGAAAAUAGCAUUGUGUGAUUUUUAAGUAAUUAAUUUGCAUUUUAUUGCAUGACAUAUGUAUUUGAUACAUCAGAAAAGCAGAACUUAAUAUUUGGUACAGAAACCUUUGUUUGCAAUUACAGAGAUCAUACGUUUCCUGUAGUUCUUGACCAGGUUUGCACACACUGCAGCAGGGAUUUUGGCCCACUCCUCCAUACAGACCUUCUCCAGAUCCUUCAGGUUUCGGGGCUGUCACUGGGCAAUACAGACUUUCAGCUCCCUCCAAAGAUUUUCUAUUGGGUUCAGGUCUGAAGACUGGCUAGGCCACUCCAGGACCUUGAGAUGCUUCUUACAGAGCCACUCCUUAGUUGCCCUGGCUGUGUGUUUCAGGUCGUUGCCAUGCUGGAAGACCCAGCCACGACCAAUCUUCAAUGCUCUUACUGAGGGAAGGAGGUUGUUGGCCAAGAUCUCGCGAUACAUGGCCCCAUCCAUCCUCCCCUCAAUACGAUGUAGUCGUCCUGUCCCCUUUGCAGAAAAGCAUCCCCAAAGAAUGAUGUUUCCACCUCCAUGCUUCACGGUUGGGAUGGUGUUCUUGGGGUUCUACUCAUCCUUCCAAACACAGCGAGUGGAGUUUAGACCAAAAAGCUCUAUUUUUGUCUCAUCAGACCUUCUCCCAUUCCUCCUCUGGAUCAUCCAGAUGGUCAUUGGCAAACUUCAGACGGGCCUGGACAUGCACUGGCUUGAGCAGGGGGACCUUGCGUGCGCUGCAGGAUUUUAAUCGAGGACGGCGUAGUGUGUUACUAAUGGUUUUCUUUGAGACUGUGGUCCCAGCUCUCUUCAGGUCAUUGAUUACUGCCGUGUAGUUCUGGGCUGAUCUCUCACCUUCCUCAUUGAUGCCCCAAGAGGUGAGAUCUUGCAUGGAGCCCCACAGCUCCCUGGUCUUGGCCAUUGUGGAGAUGUUAGAGUCUGUUUGAUUGAGUGUGUGGACAGGUGUCUUUUAUACAGGUAAUGAGUGGAGAACAGGAGGGCUUCUUAAAGAAAAACUAACAGCUCUGUGAGAGCCGGAAUUCUUACUGGUUGUCAGGUGAUCAAAUACUUAUGUCAUGCAAUAAAAUGCUAAUUAAUUAAAAAUCAUACAAUGUGAUUUUCUGAAUUUUUGUUUUAGAUUCCAUCUCUCACAGUUGAAGUGUACCUAUGAUAAAUAUUACAGACCUCUACAUGCUUUGUUAGUAGGAAAACCUGCAAAAUCGGCAGUGUAUCAAAUACUUGUUCUCCCCACCCCAAAAUAACAUGCACUCUUAAUUUGACUAGCUACAAGAAAAAAAUAUUCAGCACAUUUCAUUUUCAUUUUAUUAUAAAAAACAGUAUUUGAGUCCACAGUUCUUUGUACAGUAAAAAAUAUUAAAUUAAACUCUCAAAGUUCUGAGCAGAAAGGUAAAUUGGGGUUGGGAGUAGAGACAGCAAUUAUUCUGGGGCAGGAGAAGGGGACCAGUGCAUUGGGCUCUUGAGCUGCUGGGGUUAAGUCCAGAGGGAAAAGUAAGGGUGAGGCAGAGUGUGACUGGUCACAACUCCCCCCUUCCUCAGUUCUAUGCAGCACAGUUCAUUUGGAUCCAUUCCCUCUGUUUUACAAGAACCGUAAUGUCCUCUGCACUGGCGGACCUCCCCCAUACCUCAUGUACUCUAAACUUUACAGGCAUAUAGGUAUGUGCCCCCACCUCCAAUACUAAGUGUCUUACAGGAGUGCUCACACAUGAGGGUGAGGGAGGGCAUGUGUGGUCAGUGAGAGGGAUGGCCCUUCCGGUAUUGAUGUCCAAUGGCUAGGCAUUUCAAAUGUAGUCUCCAUUGGCCACUGAAACUUGCAGCAGG